Molecule: messenger RNA, 2554 nt
Organism: Perca flavescens (yellow perch)
Lineage: Eukaryota; Metazoa; Chordata; Actinopteri; Perciformes; Percidae
Product: phosphoribosyl pyrophosphate synthase-associated protein 2
Exons: 11
Coding region: 223-1296 (357 amino acids)
Biological process (GO): purine nucleotide biosynthetic process; 5-phosphoribose 1-diphosphate biosynthetic process
Cellular component (GO): cytoplasm; ribose phosphate diphosphokinase complex
Molecular function (GO): ATP binding; ribose phosphate diphosphokinase activity; magnesium ion binding
Source: RefSeq, a predicted model, not a curated record
CCUAGCAUGUGAUUGGUCGAGCUGCGCGUCCAUCAAAACUGAACAUCGCUAGCAGUCGGACUGAAAGGAACAGGUUGGAAAGAGAGGCUUGUAUAUUCAAAUACUGUUGGUUGCAGACUGUAACCGGACCUAACACGCAAACUGGAAGGGCUCAGCGCAGCGUGGGUGCCCAGGGAGCCACUGCCUGAGUGUGGGGAAAACAGCGGCCGAGACCCCAAAGACAUGAAUCACACCAAGGGUGGCCUGGUCAUCUUCACUGCCAACUCGCACCCCGCCAGCCGCGAGCUGGGAAAGAGGAUUUCAGAGCGGUUAGGGGUGGAGCUUGGCAAGGUGCAGGUGUACCAGGAAGCUAACAGAGAAACGCGGGUACAGAUCCAAGAGUCGGUGCGCGGCAAAGAUGUCUUUGUGAUCCAAACAAUGUCCAAGGAUGUGAACACCACCAUAAUGGAGAUGCUGAUCCUGGUGUACGCGUGCAGGACGUCCUGUGCCAGAAGCAUCACGGGCGUCCUCCCCUACUUCCCCUACAGCAAGCAGUGCAAGAUGAGGAAGAGGGGCUCCAUCGUCUCCAAGCUGAUUGCCUCUAUGAUGUGUAAAGCUGGUCUCACCCACCUGAUCACCAUGGACCUCCAUCAGAAAGAGAUUCAAGGCUUCUUCAACAUCCCAGUGGACAACCUGAGAGCCUCCCCCUUCCUGCUGCAGUACAUACAGGAAGAGAUCCCUGACUAUAGAAAUGCUGUGAUUGUGGCCAAAUCCCCAGCCUCUGCCAAAAGGGCUCAGUCGUUCGCCGAGCGACUGCGUCUGGGUAUAGCGGUGAUCCACGGCGAAGCUCAGGACGCGGAGUCAGACCAGGUAGACGGGCGCCACUCGCCGCCCACCGUCAAGACCACCGGAGCCAUUCACCCCAGCAUGGAGAUACCAUUGUUGAUCCCUAAAGAGAAGCCUCCCAUUACUGUGGUAGGAGAUGUAGGAGGACGCAUCGCCAUCAUAGUGGAUGACAUCAUCGACGAUGUGGACAGCUUUGUGGCAGCAGCGGAGACGCUGAAGGAAAGAGGGGCCUACAAGAUCUUCGUCAUGGCAACACACGGCCUCCUCUCCUGCGACGCCCCCCGGUUCAUAGAGGAGUCGGCCAUCGAUGAGGUGGUGGUGACCAACACGAUUCCCCAUGAGCUCCAGAAGCUCCAGUGUCCAAAGAUCAAAACGGUCGACAUCAGCAUGAUCCUGUCGGAGGCCAUCCGCCGCAUCCACAACGGAGAGUCCAUGUCCUACCUGUUCCGCAACAUAGGGGUGGAUGACUGACACACACACACACACACACACACACACACACACACACACACACACACACACACACACACACACACACACACACACAAUUUGCCUUUUCAGAUGUCUUCAGAAACAUAGAGGUGAUUGUCAAACACUGAAAUUGCACACACAAACAUAUCCAUUACCUACUCAUAUCAUAAUAUCCCCCCAAAAAAUUCUGACCCUUUCCUUUUAAAUGCAGUUUAACAUAGAUGAUUGAACACACACAUGUGCACAUAUGACUGAAAACACACACACAGACGGACACACACACACACACACACACACACACACAAAAACACACGUGUCAUUAAUGGACUACAGCCUGUCUCUCCAAUGGCUGCCCAUAGUCUUUUCUCAUCUCUCCAUCUUGUCUAGAUUUGUUUUCAUAGAAAUUAAUGUUGUAAAUCUGUGGAUCUUAGAACAUUUUUGUUAGCUUCGAAUGUCUCUUGCAGUACAAUCUCCAAUAGUAUGAGAAAGAUUGCCAGUGCCUUCUACAGGACAUACUCCCAACACGCAGGCCUUCCUUCACUACUGCCAUCAGAAGUGUAGAAAUCUCAGCAAACUGAACUAAUUAUUAAUAACGGCCCUUGUAAUUAAUCCGGGAAGAUACAGGUUCCCAGCUAAUUAAUUUGAGUAUCAGAGUGCAUGUUUAACCCUCGUCAGAUUUUUGUUUAUUUAUGUGGCAUCUGAAUAUGCUAAUAUAUAGUUAGUUUAGACAGUGUUGUUGCCAUAGCAUGAUGCUUAUCUGGUGUCAAAUCUACUCGUUGCUAAAGUUGAACUGGAAUUAACAGGAAGUAUUUUCUCAGUCUGGGUUAAUUGGAUGUAACGUACACGUUACCGUAUGGCAGUGCACUCGUAAAAUAUGUACUCAUGAGUCAUCCGUUGUAACAUUAUGCCAUCGUUUCAAUGCCUGCUCAAAUUUUAUAUUUAUUUUUGCGACAAAUGAGUAGUUCCCUUCCAGCUGGAGGACUCCAGUUGGAGUUGGAGGGUUGUUCUAAAUCAUACGGAAAUGAAUAACGAAUCUUUGAUCAUUAUCACGUUUACUUACAACACACCAUAUAUACCUGAGUUUCAAAGAAUGAAGUUCCAAACUGCAGCUAAAGCUAGAAAAGUACAUUUCAAAACCUUUUCUGAUGAGCAAAACUUGACUGAAGCAGGUCUUUGUCACUUUACCAGAUGUGUUUCAAAAAUGUUUUGUAUUUAUAUUCUGCACUUCAUAUGAAUAAAUAUGACCUAUGAAAGUAAA